ACAGGUUUACGUGUGUCUGAUGCUGUAAUAACACAACAGAAGUAGAAGAAAAUCAAGAACCUGUAGAAGAUGUCGGAGUACGCCACGGUUCAGAAGAGUGUCCUGAAAUUAAAAGGCGCAGGAAGCAUUUCAUCUGGGAAAAAGAAGAAGAAGAAGGAUAAAGAGAGUAAGCAUCGCUUGGAGCAGGUCGUGACCAGUCAAAACGACGAGGAGGUGAAAACCAAGAAAGCAUAUAUUGACAAACGGACACCGGCACAAAUAGCCUUUGACAAGAUGCAAGAAAAGAGGCAAAUGGAGAGGAUUUUGAACAAAGCUUCAAAGACCCACAAACACAGAGUGGAGGAUUUCAAUCGUCAUCUGGACACCCUGACAGAGCAUUAUGAUAUUCCCAAGGUCAGCUGGACCAAAUAGAAGAGGAGCAAAUGUUCACUUUGUUGUUUUGUUUACCGCUUGUACAAAAAUCUCGCACAUCAUGUUUUUGAAACGUGUAUUUGUUACUUGCUAAUUUUAUCGAUAUACAAUUAAAAUUUGUUCAACUGGCUUUCAUUUAUGCUUUUGUUGUAAUUGCUGGUGUAUACAAUAAAGGAUUUGUGUAGA
Molecule: messenger RNA, 597 nt
Organism: Toxotes jaculatrix (banded archerfish)
Lineage: Eukaryota; Metazoa; Chordata; Actinopteri; Toxotidae
Gene: fam32a
Product: family with sequence similarity 32 member A
Exons: 4
Coding region: 70-411 (113 amino acids)
Cellular component (GO): nucleolus
Source: RefSeq, a predicted model, not a curated record